This is a messenger RNA of Cetraspora pellucida, 1026 nucleotides long. NCBI's taxonomy places the organism in Eukaryota, Fungi, Glomeromycota, Glomeromycetes, Diversisporales, Gigasporaceae. The record is from the annotation of a GenBank genome assembly.
ACUGCUGCAGCGCAAGUGCUUCAAGUUUUAAGAUUUGCUAAUGUUCCUGGUGAUUCUAGUCCUGAAUCUUUGGAUUCAUCAAACACGUCUUCACCAUCACGUACACAUAUUGUUGAUAAGCUUACUGAGAAUUCAUCGAUCGUUACCUUAGAUAACAAUCAAACUUCAUAUGAUCCUGGUCUAAAUCAUACAUAUUUUGAUCCAGACUGGGGAACAAUAGUUCAACUUGACACGGAUACGUCAACGACCGGAACACAUGAAGGAAUUUCCAUUGAUUGGAGUGGUGUCGUUAACACAACUUUACUCCCUAUUGCUUUUCCAAACAACAAAGGAAAUCCUGAAGAAAAUCCAUCACCCUCACCAAAAUCGUUAACAAAUAAGCAUUCUGGAGAUGAUAGUAUUGAAAGUUUUAUUACUAAGGAUACCAAUGAAAAAAUAGAAGCUUUGAAUGAGGCAGAAAUAUCUGCUGAUCUUCUUAUCACUGCGAUGGAUGAGAAUCCCGAAUUUUUCUAUCAUUCAACAUCUAAUGAUUACUCUGAAGUAUCUUAUACAGCUGGAUCCGAAGCUUUUUUUAUUUCCGAUGAAACUGCAAAUAUUUCGACACGUUCAACAAAAGUAGAAGAUACAAAUGAAACUAAUACACAUCAAAUUAAGCGACGAAGAACAUCAAUUUCUGACAAAAGUUUAUGUCGAAAUUCUCCAAGUUUAAAUAUGGAUGGCAAAACUUCUCAACUUGGAUAUGCGUGUUUAUACCCACAUUGUAAUAAAUCGUUUGCUCGUCUAUACAAUUUAAAGUCACAUCAGCGGACGCAUUCGACUGAUCGACCGUUUAAAUGUUCAUCUUGUGAAACUGCAUUUGCAAGAAACCAUGAUCUUAAACGACAUCAAAAAAUUCACGAGAAUACCAAACCUUAUAAAUGUCUUGGUUGUAAAAAGUUAUUUUCGAGAUUGGAUGCUCUAAAACGUCAUAAACAAAACCCAAAGAGUCGUGAAUUGUGUCACGAGACUGAGGUGGCAACUGCAUGA